Messenger RNA from Ambispora gerdemannii, 4365 nucleotides. The record is from the annotation of a GenBank genome assembly. NCBI's taxonomy places the organism in Eukaryota, Fungi, Glomeromycota, Glomeromycetes, Archaeosporales, Ambisporaceae.
AUGCAAAUUUCCUGCGCUCUUACCGGACUUAGAUCCUUCAAUAAUAAAAGAUAUCAAAUCACGAAUCACAAUUUUAUUAAAAGAUUCCAUCCUAGGUCAUAUUUCACAAGUAACCAUGGAUUAUGCGAGACAGCAAAUGUUCUAUCAACGACCGCGCCUGUUGUAACUUCGACAAAUUUAUGGCGAACAGGCUCUUGUAAUUCAAAUGCCACUAAUACAUACUCGUAUCUUUUCGACCACGAACGAAGAAAAGUUUCUUAUGGAAAUCUUUCUCAGCGACAACAACGUCAAAUUAACACGUGCGCUUCAGCUUCGUAUGAACGUAUUCUUGCUCCGUGGAAUCGUAAUAAUAUUAACAAAAGAAGGGAUAAUUUGAAAUCUAGAUCGAUUAAGACGGUGACUCAGAAUCAAUUCUGGAGUGUUGGCCUGAAUUUUUACAAGUUAUCGUCAAGAAGGCAGCAGCAGUUGAACAAUCUUGCACUAAUUUGUAAAAGUCAUUUACUGACACUAGAGAUUGGUUGCAAACAUUAUAAUGAUCUUUUUUUGUUUGUUAAUUUACGUUCUGGGAAUAAUGUGGCAUACUUUUCCUCGAAAAAUUCUGGAGAUAGCAAAAGUCCAUCAAAACGUGAUAAGAAUGAUAAUAAAGAUAGCUCUACAUCUCAACAGACCAAUGCUGACCCAUUAGGUAGUAAAAAGACCUCAAAGAAGCGUAGUAAAAAUAAAACUGACGACCAAGCCACCCCUUUAACUCAACCGAAUAACGAUGAACCUUCUUCAAAUAAAAAACUAUCAGCUAAAAAACGCGUCAAGGAAUAUAUCAAUGAUCAAGUCACACCUCUAACUCCAACACCACAGGAUAAUAUUGGGCCUCCACAAAAUAAAAAAUCAUCAGUAAAGAAGCGUGUCGAAGAAAGCAGAAUUGAUCAAACUACGCCUCCGUCUCCGCUGGUAAAUAAGCCUCCAUCAAAUAAAAAAUCAUUAGUAGAGAAGCACGUUGAAGAAAGCAGAAUUUAUCAAGCUACGCCGCCUCCUCCAUGUGAUGAUAAUAUUGAGCCUCUGUUAAAUAAAUCGCUAGGAAAGAAGGGUGCAAAAGAAAACAGAGUUGAUCAAGCUACGACCCUGCCUUCACAUGAUGAUAAUAUUGAGCCUCCGUUAACCAAAUCGCUAGGGAAGAAGCGCGUCAAGGAAAGCAGCAUUAAUCAAGCUACACCUCGGUCUCCGCUAGAAAAUGAGCCUCCGUCAAAUAAAAAGUCAUUAGUAAAGAAGCGUAUUGAAAAAAUCCGAAUUGAUCAAGUUACGCUUCCAUCUUCACGUGUUGAUAAUAUUGAGCCUCCGUUGACUAAAUCUUUAGGAAAGAAGGAUGUAAAGGAAAGCGGAAUUGAUCAAGCUACGACUCCGCCUCCACGUGAUAAUAAUAUUGAGCCUCCGUCAAAUAAAAAACCAUCAGUAAAGAAGCGCGUCAAGGAAAGCAGCAUCGCUCCAUUCCCACAGGGUAAAAUGGAAUCUUCAUUAAAUAUAAAUAAGCAAAAAAUAGACACUGAUAGUAUCAGUAGAAAACAAGCGUCUCCAUCAUCUCGAAAGAAGAUCAACACUAAACAAAUGUUAUCGCCCGAAAUUUUAAUAUAUCAACAACUUCAAACUGAAGCAAGCGUUGAAGAAAUCUGGUCAACUUAUUUGCAAUUAGAAGCAACCAGUAAGAUCACAUUAUUGAAGAGGGAAAAUUUUAUUGCAAUUAUAAAUCAAAUUUUAAAAAACUAUAAUUCAUUUGUGGCCCCACCAAAAAUAUCCAAAAUUCUCCAAGACAUGAAAUUGUGCAAAUAUUCAAUUCGGCAGCAUGAGAAAAAUUUAAUAAUAGAAGUAUAUUUGCGCAAUGGAAACUUUAACGAUGCUCGGACAUUAUUUGAUGAAAUUCAUAACGCCAAGAUUGAACGGGAAUUUGAAGCACAAUCUUAUAAUCCAUUUACUAAAGCAGCCAACUUGAUGAUUGAAGCUUACGGAAAAGAAAAAAAUCUCGAUCAAAUAGAUGAGAUUCUAAAAACAAUAAAGAGAAAAAUAAUUCUUCCUGACGUAGGUACAAACAAGAUCUUAAAAGAAGUUGUUUUAAAUAAUAUAGGAAAUGGUUCCUCAGCUUGGUUUGAUCAAUUGGUAAUUCGUCAGCUUGUAAAUUCUGUCUUAGCAAGAGAAAUAUGCAUAGAAUUUGCUAAAAUUGGAAAAUUCAAUGAUGCUCUUGAAUUAUAUGUAAACAUGAAAGCAGUGAAUAUGCAACUGGAACUUGGCGAUUUUUUGACGAUUAUCAAUGAAUUGAAAAAGAGAAACCACGAAAAAGAAGCAUUGGAUAUGAUUGAUGAAUUGGUCUCGUCAAAGUUGGUGUUAAAUCAAGAAGCUUUAGAUAUAAUUUCUGGUUCAUAUUUAGAGGCUAUAAGUCUAGAGAAAGCACACGAUUUCCUUAUUGAAUUGAUAAAAAGAGGAUAUGAUUUGGAUAUUAAAUUUUUCAAUAACUUAAUUCAGAAAUACGCGAGACUCGGAAAAGUUAAUUCAACUCUUUCACUUGUGACCAGAAUGAGAAGCGCUGGAAUUCUACCUGAUUUUGAUACUUAUACUUCGCUGCUUGAAUUAUUCGUAAAAGUCAAUGAUACAAACGCGAUGGAAAAGAUAUUUGCACGAAUGAAGUCAGAAGGAUUUGACGCUAAUCUUGCUAUCUAUAAUUUACUCACGAGAGGAUACGCUCGCUCGUAUGAUGUACAAAAAGCUUUUGAAGUAUGUCGGACCAUGUUGGGUGCGGGAAUCGAGCCGAAUGAAUUCACUUAUAAUGCAUUGAUUUCAUUUUUUGCCGAGAAAUCAGAUCCAAUUGGUGCAACAAUGUUAUAUAAUGAAAUGAAAAAAUUUGAUUUACCAUCAAAUGUCUUUACUUAUACGUCUUUGGUUAAAGCUCAUGCAUGGACAUCUGAUAUACAUGGAGCCGAGAAAAUUAUGCGAAAUAUGAGAAUUGCUGGAGUUGAACCGAAUGCUCCAACUUAUAAUAUUAUAAUGAAUGCACGUUCAAAAAACAGAGAUUUUGAGUCUUGUCAACUAAUAUUCCAAGAAAUGGUUCGAUUGAAUGUACAACCGAAUAAUCACACUUAUAGUUGUUUAAUGGAAGGACUCUGCCGACUUGGAAAUAUGCAAGCUGCAGAAUCAAUUUUAGCAAGACUUAAAAAUACAACUGAUACCAAACCUGAUGUUUUUCAUUAUACAAUGCUGAUGAAUGCUUAUGUUAAACAUAAGAAGCUCGAGAGAGUAUUUGAACUUUAUGAGGAAAUGCUUAAAGAAAAAAUUGAGCCUACCUAUUUCACUUAUGCCAUAUUAAUUAAUGGACAUGCACGAAUGGGAAAUAUCGAAUUCGCGCGUAAACUUUUAUCAGAAUUAAUUGAACAAUCAAAGAAAACCGUCAAAUUAGAGGAUAUCGAAUGGCAAAAUAAAUUACCUGCACAAGCAUUUACACCACUGAUGGAUGCUUAUGCAAAACAAGGACAAUCUGAGAAGGCCAAAGAAAUUUUUGCUGAAAUGCUUUCACAUGGAAUUCGGCCUGAAGGACAUGCAUAUACCAUUCUAAUGGAUGCAUAUCGAUAUGGUGGUGAUUAUCAAGCUGUUUGGCAAAUGUGGCAAAUUCUACGUCAAGAUCCAGAAAUUGGUUAUCUGGAUAUUGCAGAGUCAAGAUCGAAUUUAAGAAGUUUAAAAAUGAGACUAAAAGCGCUGGAAGCAUCAAACAAAAGACUCAUAGAAGGAUCUGAGGAACUUGAAGCUUUACCACUACAACAUCCACCUAGACCACCUCCUCAUGCAUUAUCAAUUCUAAUGGAUGUGUUGAUUACGACACAGAGAUUUGAUAUUGUAGAGAAAGAAUGGCGGAAACUCAAAUCUGAAGGUUUUUCAUUUGACUCGGACAAUUUAAAUUCAUAUUCACGAUCAUUAAUACUUUCCAGGAGAAUUAUAGAAGCAUGUGAUAUAAUAAAACAACGAUUAAUACGAGGAUGGAAUUCACAAUUGGCAUUUUGGCGUCUGGAUACUGAAAGACCAAAGGAAGAACUUAAAUCUCAAAAGCACGAGUUAUUACGAAGAAAACCCAAUCAAUUCUACCCACAGAAAAAAACACUUAUUUUGCUUGGGCAAGUACUUGAAAAGUUAAAAUCGGGAGAAUUGUUAAUAGUUAAUAAUAUGUUAGAAGAAAGUAUUGAUUAUAGAAGUAGGUCAUCAUCCACCACCGCGAAAAUUCUAACAAUGGACGAUAUUAUGCAGAUUUAUCCAGAUAUAGUAACUGCUACUGAAGCAAUAGGCCAAGUAGAGAGAUAUGCACGCAGAGAACAGGAAAGAUAUCAAGUGUAUUAA